GUCACGUACACGAGACAGAGCCUGCGCAUGAAGCAGAGAAGGCAAAAAACAAAAAGAUUUUGGCGGUUGACGCGUUUGGUCUGAGUCUUGUCUCUGGUAACUCCUGGACCUUUGCCUGUUCUAGAUAUGAGUAGUUGGUGCUAUUCUUUCUCUUCUUUGUGAGCAACUUGAAGCACGAAGUCAUUAUCGGAGAAUAUCUUGGAUUACAUUGAAGCAUCUCCAGAUACUAAGAUUACAGUUUGAAAUAACCAGAACAAAUAAAAACAGAAAUUAGAAAACCAUCCAAAUAUUGUGGUAAGAAAAGAAAAAUCAUGAUGAAUGAAAUGUGUGGGAACACUGCAGAAUGGAAUAUCCAGUCUCAAAGGAUUGAUUUUACAGAUGUGCGUCCAAAAGAUACAGGAAAAACAUACCACUGUGAUAUCUGUAAAAAGUCAUUCUCUCGUAGGGGGAACCUCACAACUCACAGACGGAUUCACACAGGAGAGAAACCAUAUGAUUGUGACGUCUGUGGUAAAUCAUUCUCGAAAAGUAAUAAUUUAUCUAGUCACAAACGAAUUCACACAGGGGAGAAGCCAUAUCAAUGCGAUAUCUGUUAUAAAUCAUUUUCUAAGGGAAGUAAUUUAACUGAACACAAACAUAUUCAUACAGGAGAGAGACCAUAUCACUGUGCUAUCUGUGGUAAAUCAUUCUCAAAAGUUGGUGACUUGGCUACACACACCCGCAUUCAUACUGGAGUGAAGCCAUAUCAGUGUGACGACUGUGGCAAAUCGUUCUCCAAAAGUGAUAACUUGACUAAUCACAAACGAAUUCAUACAGGAGAGAAACCAUAUCCAUGUGAUAUCUGUGGGAAAUCAUUCUCAAAAGUAAGCAACUUAACUGAACACAGACAUAUUCAUACAGGAGAGAAACCAUAUCACUGUGAUAUUUGUGAUAAAUCAUUUUCUAAAAGUAGUAAUUUAACUAGUCACAAACGUAUUCACACAGGUGAGAAGCCAUAUCAUUGUGAUAUCUGUGGUAAAUCAUUUUCCAAGGGAUGUAACCUAACGAAACAUAAACGUAUUCAUAAAGGAAGGAAACUAUACCACUUUGAUAUGUGCUGAAUCAUUCUCUCAAAAAUUACAAUUAAACAGGUAUCUAAUCAUACUGAAGAAUUGCUGUAUCAACAUCAAAAAUCAUUUAAUGAAAAAUAUCAUCCAUCAUAACAUCAUCAUCAUCAUCAUCAUCGUUUAACGUCUGCUUUCCCUGCUAGCAUGGGUUGGACGAUUUGACUGAGGACUGGUGGACCAGGUGGCUACACAAGGCUCCAAUCUGAUUUGGCAGAGUUUCUACAGCUGGAUGCCCUUCCUAACGCCAUCCACUCCUGAAGGCCAGUGAGGUGGUACUGGCAACAGCCACGCUCAAAAUGGUGUAUUUUACAUGCCACUGGCACUGGCAACGGUCUCGCUUGAAUGACUUUUCACAGGCCACUGGCACAAGUGCUAGGAAGGCGACGUUGGUAACAAUCAUGCUCAAAUGGUGCUAUUUACAUGCCAUCGGCACGGAAGCCAGACAGCUGGUGCUCUUAGUGCUGCACUGGUACAGGUGCUUUCACUUGCCCCAACUGGUCUUUGCAAGCCGAAUUUAGUGUUCAAUGACGGUGCCAGUCUACAAAUUUAGUUCGAUUUCAAUUUGACUUGCCUCAACAGGUCUUUGCAAUGAAGGAAUGUUAUGCGUAAGUGGGCUGGCUACAUCCCUGGCAGAGGCCUUGGAUUUUGGUCAUACUUGGCUUGCCGGGUCUUCUCACGCACAGCAUAUUUCCAAAGGUCUCGGUCAUUAGUCAUUGCCUCGGUGAGGCCUAAUGUUCGAUGGUCGUGCUUCACCACCUCAUCCCAGGUCUUCCUGAGUCUACCUCUUCUACAGGUUCCCUCAACCGCUAGGCUGUGUCACUUUUUCACACAGCUAUCCUCGUCCAUACCAGCGCAAUCGUCUCUCUUGCACACCACAACUGAUGCCUCUUAGGUUCAACUUUGCUCUCAAGAUACUUACUCUCUGUUGAGUAUGCACACUGACAUUACACAUCCAUCGGAGCAUACUGGCUUCAUUUUUGCGAGUUUACGCAUGUCCUCAGCGGUCACGGCCCAUGUUUCACUGCCAUGUAGCAUGGCUGUUUGUACACAUGCGUCAUACAGUGUGCCUUUUACUCUGAGUGAGAGGCCUUUUGUCGCCAGCAGAGGUAAGCUCUCUGAACUUUGCCCAGGCUAUUCUUAUUCUAGCAGCUACACUUUCAGCGCACCCUCCCCCACUACUAACUUGGUCACCUAGAUAGCGGAAGCUAUCAACUACAUCUAGUUUUUCUCCUUGGAAUGUGGCAGAAGUUGUUUUCUGCACAUUUACAGUGUUUAUAGCUCCUGAACAUCUGCUACAUACAAAAACUAACUUCCUAGUUAACCUGCCUUUGAUAUUGCUGCACCUCUUAUGUGUCCAUAGCUUGCACUGGAUACAUGUUAUAGAGUUUCUACCUACACCUUUUCUACAGAUCGAGCAGAGCCAUCUGCCUGAAGGGGUUUGUGUUUUGUCUACCUUCCUACUUAUUAGGACUUGGUUUUUGCUAGGUUGACUCUAAGGCCCUUCGAUUCUAGUCCCUGCUUCCACACCUGAAACUUCUCCUCUAGUUCUGAUAGUGACUCAGCAAUUAGUGCAAGGUCAUCAGCAGAGACGAGCUCCCAGGGGCAUCCUGUCUUGAAUUCCUCUGUUAUCGCCGGGAGGACUAUGAUAAAUAGGAGGGGCCUGAGGACAACCUUGGUGGACCCCUACCUCUACCCGGAAUUCUUCACUGUACUCAUUGCUAACCCUCACCUUACUGACAGCAUCUCUGUACAUGGCUCGUACAGCUCUCACUAACCAUUCUUCUAUCCCUAGUUUCUUUAUUGGCCACCAGAUAAUGAAUCGGGGGACCCUAUCAAAGGCUUUCUCCAUGUCAACAAAAGCCAGGUACAGAGGUUUAUCAUUGGCUAGGUGUUUCUGCAGCUGUCUUACCAGAAAUAUAGCAUCAGUGGUGCUUUUCCCUGGCACGAACCCAAACUGCAUCUCAUCUAAACUGACAGUGCCAGAUAUUUUGAGCAUCUCUGCAGUGAUUCCUGAUGGGCCGGGGGCUUUCCCUGUCUUCAUAGUCUUAAUUGCUUUAUCUACCAUGGUACUGUCAAUUCGGAUAGCUGGUCCCUCUGUUGGCUCGACAUUCGGCAGACUCUCAUUCUCCCAUUCAUUCUCUUUAUUGAGCAAUCUUUCGUAGUGG
Molecule: messenger RNA, 3271 nt
Organism: Octopus bimaculoides (California two-spot octopus)
Lineage: Eukaryota; Metazoa; Mollusca; Cephalopoda; Octopoda; Octopodidae
Biological process (GO): regulation of transcription by RNA polymerase II
Molecular function (GO): DNA-binding transcription factor activity; RNA polymerase II cis-regulatory region sequence-specific DNA binding
Source: RefSeq, a predicted model, not a curated record